Ictalurus furcatus (blue catfish) is the source of this 7008-nucleotide messenger RNA. Its product is annotated as kelch-like protein 10. Lineage: Eukaryota; Metazoa; Chordata; Actinopteri; Siluriformes; Ictaluridae. The record is from RefSeq and is a predicted model, not a curated record. Gene Ontology annotation, molecular function: protein binding. The coding region runs from base 92 to 1873 and encodes 593 amino acids. The transcript is spliced from 2 exons.
UUGAAAAGCUGAUCUGCAUCAACACAAUCCACAUUCAGAUGAAAGCUGUACAUUCAGUAGCUCUGACCUGCACAAAAACACUGGACAAAACAUGGGUAAACAGAAGGAAGAGAAGGGAAUGGAGAGGAAGGUGGACGCGAUGUCCUGCAACAUCAUCAAUGAGUUGCGUUUAGAGAAGCGGUUCUGUGACGGAGUCAUCAUGGUGGACGGCACUGAGUUCCAAGUGCAUAAGAUCAUCCUGUGCGGCUGCAGCCCGUACUUCAUGACUCUCUUCAACAAUGGCUUGUACCCUCCUGAUAAGCUCAGGUACUGCAUCCCUAACGUUUCCGCCGAGAUAAUGGAGCUGAUCAUGGAGUACGCGUAUAUGAGACGUGUUAACAUCACGGAGAAAAACGUGUGUAAACUGCUGAUCGCUGGUGAUUAUCUGUUGGUGAACAGCCUGGUGAAUGAGUGCUGCGCGUUCCUGAAGGCUCAGCUGUGUCCCAAGAACUGCAUUAACAUCUGGCGUUUUGCCCACUCCUACUUCUUCGAGAAGUUGAAGCAGCAGGCCUUCUGGUUUAUCUUGCACAACUUUGAGGAGAUGGUGCGCCUCUCUGAGGAGUUCCUGGAUCUGACGGUCGAGCAGCUGAGCGAGAUCAUCGAGAAGGACGAACUGAACGUGAAAAAGGAGAGCGUGGUGUUCGAGGCCGUCUUACAGUGGAUCAAACAUGUGCCAUGGAAACGGAAAGCACACAUAGGAGUGUUACUGCCCAAGGUGCGUCUGCGGCUAUUGACACACGAUUACCUUAUGAACAAUGUGAGCAACAAUGCUUUAGUGAUGGACGACAUGACGUGUAAGCCGAUCAUCACUAGCAUUCUGACGGGCAUCGAUGACCUCAACUCGAGCCUUUCUCUCAGCUCUGAUCUCAUGAGACUCCGCCUGCCCAGCGCUGUUCUGCUGACCAUCGGUGGCUUGCACAACAUGGAACCCACCAAUGCCAUACAAGCGUAUGAUACGCGAGCAGCAUGCUGGGUCAAUGUCACGUGCAAUGACGAGAGUCCACGAGCCCAUCACGGGAUGGUGUAUCUGAACGGCUUCGUGUACUGCAUCGGAGGACUCCACAGUGUUAAAUUCCAAAACAGUGUGAGAAGGUUUGACCCCAUCACCAGAACCUGGGCUCAGGUGAGCCCCAUGUACUUUUGCCGGUGUUUCGUGAGCGUGUGUGUGCUGGAUGGUCAUAUCUAUGCGAUGGGAGGAUUUGAUGGCAUCGAACAUCUGAAUACGGUCGAGCGAUAUGAACCUGAGAAUGAUCGGUGGAGCAUGAUCGCACCGAUGCACGAACAAAGGAGCAACGCUAGCGCUACAUUACUGAACGGCAAAGUGUACAUAUGCGGAGGGUAUAACUGGAGAGAGCAUUUGUUCUCGGGGGAGUAUUACAGUCCUCAGAUGGGAGCGUGGACCGUCAUCCCCCCCAUGAUGAAGAGAAGGAAUGGACUGGGCGUGGUUGCGUACGGAGGACAGGUUUAUGCUGUCGGGGGAUUUGAUGGUACUAAUGAGCUAAGCGAUGUAGAGGUGUAUAAUCCUCAGACCAAUGUGUGGAGACAAGGUCCAGCCAUGAAGAGCAAGCACAGAAACUUCGGCAUUGAGGUGCUGGACGAUCUCCUGUUCGUUCUUGGAGAAAAUAAUGUGGAGUGUUAUGAUGAGCAAACUUCUAAAUGGCAUGCAGUCGAAAACACUGGGAUUUCACGCCGUGCUCUGAGCUGCUGUGUGCUGUCUGGUUUACCCAACAUAGCCGAGUACGCCGCGCCCCGAGAGAAUCCCUUUGGAGUCAGAGCUCACGGAGCACCAGGGGCUACCUCAAACCUCCUGCCAACGUCUGAGAUGUACAAAUAAACCUCUCACUUCAUCAGCAUCCUUUUGUUCUCGAGAAUCAAAUGAAACAUUCUGAAACAGUCAAACUCCUGCAUUUGCCUUUUGUUUACUCUCUUAUGCCACAAGCCGUUGUACUGAAACUCGUAAAACCACAACAUCCCUCAUGGAGACGUGCGAUGGAACAGUUAGCGUCCACCAUCCUGAGAUCUCACACUCACUCACACACACACACACACACACACACCUGACGUCACAAUGACACGGCGGCUCACAUGGUCAAUGCUGAACAGAAUUCCCUUCAUGUUAUUUUCUACAUGAUGAAACUGGACUUUGUUGACAUGUAGCUUUUGUGUCGUAAGUUUAGGUUUGUGACAUAAUUCCGCUGAUUUUAGCCCAAACUCACUAACGUGAUAAAAUCACUGUAACGGAUCAUUUUUACGAGCAAAGAUGAAGACAGGGGACGAAGAUUAUACAUCAUUUCUCUCUGUACAUCACAGAAAUAAUGCAUGUAGAUCUUAUUAAUAUGUUUAUCCAGCUCAAAUAUGACCUUGCUCCGAGUAUCCACCAUUAUUUCCGAGCCGAGCCGGAAUGCCUUUAGAUCGGAACACCAGAAAACUGGUUCUGUACUUUCAGAGCUCGAGUACAACAGCGUACAACGGAGUGCAGCAUUAAUACCAGCAGAUCCACAGUGAGAGACUCUCAGAUAAUACUAUAAACACACCAGGUUCAAUUACACUACACUAAAACAACAGAAAAAACAUGGAUUAGGAAAAAAGGACAUAAAAUAAUGACAAAGAGUAAAGGAAAAGGAGAGCGAGAGAAUAUAUAUGUGUGUGUGUGUGAGAGAGAGAGGAUGAGAGAGAGAAUGAUAGAGAGAGAAUAUGUGUGUGAGAGAGGGAGGAUGAGAGAGAGAAUGAUUGAGAAUGAGAAAGAGAGAUAUGCAUGAGAAUUAAAUAGAAAGCAUGAAAAUCAGAAAUCAAGAGGGGAAAAAAGCAAAGAGGUGAGAGUCAAACACACUACAUGAGGGACUGACAGAAAAAGUUUGAAAGAAGAUAAGAAAUGUAAAAAAUAACGGAGAAAAAGAAAGAGCAAAAAAGGAACAAUAAAAAUGAUAAAUAUGAAAGGGAAAGAAAACAUGGUAGAGGAAUAAAAAAGGUAGGACAUAAUUGAUAAAGAGCAGGAGAAACCGUGGAAAAGAAGAGGAAGAGAGACAGAUAAAGAAAAAAGGAAAGAGAGGAAGGAGAAAAGAGUGAAAGAGGGAUGAAAGAAAUGAAGAAAGAGAGAUUAACGUGUCACCUUGAAGAAGUCGGAUUUGUCGGCGAUGUGCUUUAACAUCCCCUGUGUGAGCUGCGGCCUGAUCACCACGGCAACACGACCCUGGCUCGGGCUCAUCGGCUGGGCGGAGUCGGCCACACCCACCCAUUCUGCUGUCACCAUGGCGAAGGACUGAUACGAACAUAGCAUCACUAUGUGCUACUUCAACAGUAUUUAGAAUGAUUAUGUGCUUCUAGAACCUUAGUUUGAAUGACUACGUGCUACUGUGACAUUAGUUCGAAUGACUACAUGCUACUACAACAGGAUUUAGAAUGAUUAUGUGCUUCUAGAACCUUAUUUCGAAUGAUUACGUGAAUGGUAAAAUGGCGCACUUAUAUAGCGCUUUUAUCCGAAGUGCUUUACACUGUGUCUCAUUCACCCAUUCACACACACACACUCACACACCAAUGGCAACAGAGCUGCUAUGCAAGGCGCUAACUUCCCAUCGGGAGUAACUUGGGGUACAGUGUCUUGCCAAAGGACACUUCGGCAUGUGGAGUCAUGUGGGUCAGCAAUCAAACUGCCAACCCUACGAUUAGUGGACAACCCGCUCUACCAACUGACCCACAGCUGCCCUAAUUAGUCAAGCUAAUGUCAGAAACUCUAGAGCUCAGUUCUGUAAAUUAAAGGAAAAAUCCACCCUGAAUGACUUGAAUAUUAAUCUUUCUAAUUGGGAUCAUUGUUGGCUUUCAUAAUUUAUUUUUGUAAUCAAAUUUUUAGUUGGCCAUUUUAGUUUAAACUUCAUUUCAUCAACACUUUGGUUUAUUUUCACAUUUGUUUCCUACAUUUGCCACGAUGCCAUUCAACUACCUGCUGAUAGUGGUGCCAGUGGGAUUUAGACCUUGCUUCAUUUCUAACUAAAGAGACUGAAGCAGCAGCGUUUUAAUCUGUCCAACUUCCUCACGUCAUCUGUUGCAAAGCUUUAACUUUUAUACUAAUACCAAUAUUAACACUGUUGUGCUUGUCAUCUUGUAGAUCACUAACUAACCAAGCUGUGUCUGCCAUAAAUCAUCGCAAUUGUGCCAUUUGGUGUCUCUACUACUUUUUUCAUUGGAUUUCUCAUUAAUAUGACCUUGAACAUCACUGGAAAAUGGUGAGUAAGAAGUUGUUGUUCAUUUGUCAAUGAGGCGGCUGUGGCUCAGGUGGUAGAGCGGGUUGUCCACUAAUCACAGGGUUGGUGGUUCUAUUCCCAGUCCACACGACUCCACGUGCCGAAGUGUCCUUUGGCAAGACGCUGAACCCCAAGUUGCUCCCGAUGGCAGGUUUGUGCCUUGCAUGGCAGCUCUGCUACCAUUGGUGGGUGAAUGAGACCCAGUGUAAAGCUGCAGACCAUUUACCAUCUGUUUUUAGGAGCCAACAGCAAAACCUCACUGUUAUGUUGAAUUGUUUUUAUUCCUUUAGUUGCCUUUAGUUGAUAGAUGAUACUACUGAUAGAGGUAUCAGUAGUAAUCAUAAAGCAGCCUCUGACAAAUAUAUUUACAGUUCUGAUUAUCUGCCCAAAUGUUUACCUGUGGCAUUCGUGCCACACCCAGGAAUUACGGCUCAAACGGGGACGGAAGUCGGCCUGGCCCACGUUGUGGAUCUCCAAGGAGAAGCGAAGUUGACGACUCUGUCCGUACAGUCAGUUGGCGUUGGCUGCAGAUUUAGAUAAACAGUUUUCCUCUGCUGCACAGUAGAGAAAAUGCAGCGGCCGAUCUUCUAUGUAGACACUGUACUCCACCAGAGGGCAUUCAGGACCAAGUCUGAAGCCGCUAAGGAUUGUGGGAGAUGAGGAUACAUUUAUGUUUAUUAAUGUUUGUCUCUUACUAAAGCAAUGACAUAAAAAACUUAAUAAACCAUAAACCAGGUGCUAUCAUGUAGAUUGGUCAAUGCACAUAUUACUUACUGUCUGUGCAGAUAACUCCAUCAGCAAAUGCAGCUCCUGCCCUCUUACGGCUAACACUAUGACGCUGACACUCAGUUAGAGUCAUCUCGUCUCCACGACACUUCACCCCACUCAUCACCAUCUCAGUCACGUUGCCGCUGUCCCAGUACCAAGGUUUUUUAUUAACAAAGAGGACGAUGCUAAUGACACAGAACAAUGAGUAAUCUAUUGACCUUAUCUCUCAUAAUAAUGAGAGUGCACAAGCAGUCUGAUAAUAAUGGUAGAUUAAAUCAGAUAGAUUGUGUUUAGAUGUCUGUCAUGUAUGACUGGAGUACAGAUCCAUGAUAUACUAUACACGUUUGCAUCUACAAAAUCAUAGCAUAUUUGUUGUGUUUUUACAAAUCUAAAUUCAGGAAUGCAAAUGCUGAUAUAUGCAGCAGUCCUUUGUUAUUGUGUUUGUAUGCAGGAUAUAACCAGGGCCUAGAUGACGGCAGGCCUCCAUGGCCUGCUUAGUGUGUCACCUGGAGCCAACCUGUACAGCUGCUCUGCCCUCGUGGCCUGUACUGCCCCUGACCAUACGGAUCUCUACAUGGAUCCCGGAUCUCUGCAAGGGCUAUUCAGUGAAUUACCUGAUGACAAUCCUGUGAAUAUAAACUGGAAUGCAAUUCUAUUAUGCAAGGGGCAUCUCUGACAGCUUGGCUCUGCAGUUCAUGAACAACUGAACCCUCAAAUUUACCAACCUACCAAGCACCUGCAGGAGCGGUACACACACACACACACACACACACACACCACAGGAUUCAGCAAGGAGUUAUCAGCCUAAAGCUCAGAGUUCAUGGCCGUUGCUCUUAUUUAACUACUUUAUUCAGCACACCACAGAGGCUUAAGCACAAACUGGCACUAGCAGCUACUUAGCCAGUGGUGAGUGCUAGGUCAGUAAACUGGAACAGUAUUCACUGUGCACAGAAGGAGGCUGCAUUCUCACCCAACACACAAUCAAUUAACAGCAGCUCUUACGAUCAAUUAUGGGGCCAACUUCUGAGCAUCUUUUGUAAGCAGAUCCACAGUUGCAACCACAUCAAACUUGAGCUCAGACUUGAACCCAAUUAAACAUCUCUGGAGAGAUCUGAAAAUGGCUGUGCACUGACGCUCCCCAUCCAACCUGAUGGAGCUUGAGAAGUCCUGCAAAGAAGAAUGGGAGAAACUCCCCAAAAAUAGGUGUGCCAAGCUUGUAGCAUCAUACUCAAAAAGACUUGAGGCUGUAAUUGUUGCCAAAGGUGCUUCAACAAAGCAUUGAGCAAAGGCUGUGAAUACUUAUGUACAUGUGCUUUUUUUGUUUUUUUAUUUUUAAUAAAUUUGCAAAGAUUUCAAACAAACUUCUUCCACAUUGUCAUCAUGGGGUUUUGUUUGUAGAAUUUUGAGGAAAAUAAUGAAUUUAAUCCAUUUUGGAAUAAGGCUGUAACAUAACAAAAUGUGCAUGCUCUAGGUUGACUCGCUGUGCUCAUUAAUUAAUUAUUUUGUGUGUACAUUAUAACAUUCUCUCCCUAAUUUGGUCUUAGCCAGAUCCGGCCCACCAGCCAGCUCUGCCCAAUCACAUGACGGCAGCGACCGACCCGGGGAGGGUGAAAGCUAACACGUGCUUCCUCUGAGACGCAUCACGGGGCGGAGUAACGCACUCAGGGGUCGGGGUUUCAGUGCUAUCCAUCCCCUUUCACAUACAUGAGCCCAUGAACUCCCAUGAUUGGUUAGUGUCUGCGUCAUUGACAGGACAGAGAGACAGUAAGCCCUUCCCACCCAGACAGCACACACACACACACACACACACACACACACACACACAGGAUGACAUCACACAUUUCAGUUUUUCUCUAUUUAUUAUCCCUCACAGACAGACAGGGAGACAGGCAGAGAGGCAGACAGAGACUCACAGUGAUGCGUGUGUGCUGCUCGGUGUGUUCUCCUCCAGCUGUUGGUGAUA